This is a messenger RNA of Musa acuminata AAA Group (dessert banana), 2821 nucleotides long. Its product is annotated as transcription factor EGL1-like. NCBI's taxonomy places the organism in Eukaryota, Viridiplantae, Streptophyta, Magnoliopsida, Zingiberales, Musaceae. The coding region runs from base 706 to 2670 and encodes 654 amino acids. The transcript has 8 exons. Gene Ontology annotation, molecular function: protein dimerization activity. The record is from RefSeq and is a predicted model, not a curated record.
ACCCCAAUCAUUCCACCACCACCACCGCGGUAAAAGUUAAAAAGGGUCGCUCGACGCACCGGGGCUUGGCAUCCCCCUCCGUGAUCCUCCACGGCGAUUCUUUCUCCUUUGUUCUGUCCUGUUUCGCUGCCCUUUCCUUCGACCUCAAAAGGCGAGAGGAGGGAGGGAGCCAUCCAACCGAAAGCUUGAGCUACGUGAAAGCCUUUUUUUUCCGUACUGUGCGUGCUGCAUGCCUAAGCCUUUUAGCCAUUGGUGCUCUACUGCUGAGCUUGUUCUAGCCGCAUGUGAUCAUCCACUGGAUUCAGUGCAAAUUUAAUGUCCCAGGAAGAAUUAGACGACGCUAUGAUUUACAAGCUGUCUUCAUGCUCCUCUCACCCAUACCACGGUCUGCUUGUCCUGUUAAGGGUAAGGGUAAUGUCCAGCCCCCGUUAGAGUCUUGCAUAAGCGCGAGGCUGCUGUAGAUUGCUUUUCCCUUCUCAGGCAAAGGGUCUCCAUUUUGCCGGAGAAAGAAGAACAAAUAUCACUCUUCUUUAGGAUCUCUUCUCACUCUGUCUCCAACUAGCGUUGCCGGAGAUGAAGUUGACGAUGUGUUGUUGGUAGGAGAAGUCCGAUUCGAGAAGGGAAGACCGGAACCCUGGCCUCGUUCGGCUUUUUCUCAGGUUAUUUCUGUUUGUGUGGCUUGGAGAUCAGGUUUUGUCUCGAUCAAUGGCCGUAGAUCCCGAGAUGCAUGACGAGUUGCCGGAGAAGCCCCUCAGGAGGCAGCUUGCCGCUACAGUUAGGACGAUCCAGUGGAGCUAUGCAAUCUUUUGGUCUACCUCCACCAGGCAACCAGGUGUGUUGUCAUGGAGUGAUGGAUACUACAAUGGUGAUAUAAAGACGAGGAAGACAACUCAAUCUGUAGAACUUAAAGCAGAUCAAAUGGGUCUUCAGAGGAGCGAGCAACUGAGAGAACUGUAUGAAUCACUCUCAGCAGGCGACAGUAAUCAGCAGAUGAGAAGGCCCUGUGCUUCAUUGUCUCCAGAGGAUCUCACCCACACCGAGUGGUAUUACUUGGUUUGCAUGUCCUUCACAUUCACUCCCGGACAAGGAUUGCCCGGUAAAGCCUUCGCCAACAACCAGCACGAAUGGUUGAGCAACGCUCAGUUUGCCGACAGCAGGAUCUUCUCGCGCUCUCUUCUAGCAAAGAGUGCAUCCAUUCAGACAGUGGCAUGCAUCCCUUUCAUGGGUGGAGUACUAGAGUUGGGUACAACUGAAUCUAUCUUGGAAGAUGCUGCCGUCGUGACGCAGAUUACGAGUUUCUUCUGGGAGCUACCAUGUCCUGUCCGCUCCGAGCAAUCCAUGUCCAGUCCUCAAAUGGCUGAUGAUGAUGACGACGACGACGAUGAUGAUGUUGAUGAUGUAGGCAACCCCAUGGCCUUGGAGGACCAUAAUUUGAUUACUGAUCACCCGAUACGAUGCCCAUUUGCUCUUCAUUCGUUUCCACCUUCUGAACAAAGAGAAGCAGUCCAUGACAAGGCCGAAGAGGUGCACACCGAUCAUCUCUGUGAUUGUUCUCCCGGUGACAGUUUCCACAGUCAGCAGCUCGAAGAUAUGCUUGAAAUCGACGGGCUAAAUUGCGUAUCGCAGACUCAGAACCGGCAGUUCAGAGACGAUGAGCUCAUCUCUCUGAACUCGAACGAGUACGCAUCGAUGUCCGUCGUCCGUGCCAAGAGGGUUGCCACUUCUGACACGGGGGAGCGAACGAGACAUCCGAUGCUGGGUAAUUCUAAGCAUGUUUUACUGGAUCUUGAUGCUGGUGAUUCACACUAUGCAAACACAGUGGCCACCAUUUUACGCAGCUCGAAGCCAGUGAGAUCAGUUUCAUGCUUCCUGAAGAUCUCUCGUAAGUCCAGUUUUAUGGUGUGGAGAAGAGGGAUGAGCACUCCGAAACCGUUCACCGGCACGCCGCAGAAGCUGCUGAAGAAGAUGUUGAUGGAUGGAGAAUGGCUUCGCGGUGGCCACCAGCCGAAAUGCCAAGAUGGGAAUGACCCAAAAGCUUGGAGGCCAGGAGAGUCUGGUUCGAACCAUGUCUUAUCAGAGAGGAGGAGCGGAGAGAAGUUGAAUGAGAAGUUCCUGGUUCUGCAAUCACUGAUUCCAUCUGUCACCAAGGUUGACAAGGCAUCCAUCCUGGGCGACACGAUCGAGUACCUGAAAGAUAUGGAGAGAAGAGUGCAGGAGUUGGAGUCCUGCAGGGAGUCAUCGUUGGAGCUCGAUGCCAAGAACAGAAGGAAGCAUCCUGACGUAGCGGAGAGAACAUCCGACAACUACGGCAGCAAGGAGAUGAUGGCGAACGGCAGGAAGAGCUGCAGCAACAAGCGGAAAACAUGCGACGCCGGCGAAACAGAGGCCGAGCACCACUGGGUGUUGUCCAGGGACGGCCCCAUCGACGUCAUCGUGACCAUGAAGGAGGCGGAGGUGGUGGUGGAGAUACACUGCCCGUGGAGGGAAUGCCUGCUGCUCGAGAUCGUCGAGUCCAUCAGCCACUUCCAUUUGGAUCCCCUGUCGGUGCAGUCCUCCACCGUCGACGGCGUCCUUGCACUGACAGUAAAAUCCAAGUUCAGAAGCGCCAUUGUUGCAUCACCGGGAAUGAUCAAGCGAUCGCUUCACAGAGUGAUAGGCAAAUGCCUGUGACGAUCUGAUCCCUGAAACCAGUGGGUCGUUGAGCUCCACAGUGUUAAUUCGAAGCCUCUUCAAAGCUUUAGCUGCUCUGCAGUGUGGUCUUUAGUUUGUGUAGUGUGCUUUAGCUGUAUGCAAUGAUCUAUCGUGGAUGAGCCUUUUGAUA